This is a messenger RNA of Sphaeramia orbicularis (orbiculate cardinalfish), 2377 nucleotides long. RefSeq names its product phosphoribosyl pyrophosphate synthase-associated protein 2. Gene Ontology annotation, molecular function: ribose phosphate diphosphokinase activity; magnesium ion binding; ATP binding. Gene Ontology annotation, biological process: 5-phosphoribose 1-diphosphate biosynthetic process; purine nucleotide biosynthetic process. NCBI's taxonomy places the organism in Eukaryota, Metazoa, Chordata, Actinopteri, Kurtiformes, Apogonidae. Gene Ontology annotation, cellular component: cytoplasm; ribose phosphate diphosphokinase complex. The transcript has 11 exons. The record is from RefSeq and is a predicted model, not a curated record. Bases 193 to 1278 code for a protein of 361 amino acids.
UCACAGCCUCCAUCCCUGCCAGUCUGGGUGAGGGGCGCAGGUUGAACAGAGCAGAAGAACAACACCACCACAUACUAACCAUACACGCUGAAACCGGACCUAACACGCAAACUGGAAGGGCUCAGCGCAGCGUGGGUGCCCAGGGAUCCACUGCCUGAGUGUGGGGAGAGCGGUGCCCGAGACCCCAAAGACAUGAACCACACCAAGGGGGGCCUGGUCAUCUUCACGGCCAACUCACACCCCUCGAGCCGGGAGCUGGGCAAGAGGAUCGCAGAACGCUUGGGGGUGGAGCUUGGCAAGGUGCAGGUGUACCAGGAGGCCAACAGAGAAACGCGGGUGCAGAUCCAGGAGUCAGUGCGAGGCAAAGAUGUCUUUGUGAUCCAGACAGUGUCCAAGGAUGUGAACACCACCAUCAUGGAGAUGCUGAUCAUGGUGUACGCCUGCAGAACGUCCUGCGCCAGGAGCAUCACAGGCGUCCUGCCCUACUUCCCCUACAGUAAGCAGUGCAAGAUGAGGAAGAGGGGCUCCAUCGUAUCCAAGCUCAUCGCCUCCAUGAUGUGUAAAGCUGGCCUGACCCACCUGAUCACCAUGGACCUCCAUCAGAAGGAGAUCCAAGGCUUCUUCAACAUCCCAGUGGACAAUCUGAGAGCCUCUCCAUUUCUGCUUCAGUACAUACAGGAAGAGAUCCCCGACUACAGAAAUGCAGUGAUUGUGGCCAAAUCUCCAGCAUCAGCCAAAAGGGCGCAGUCGUUUGCUGAGCGUCUCCGUCUGGGCAUCGCAGUGAUCCACGGUGAAGCUCAAGAUGCCGAGUCAGACCAGGUGGACGGACGACAUUCGCCUCCUACCGUCAGCCGGACCCACGGCGCCUUCCACCAGGGGCCGUUCUGUGUGCCCAUACCAUUGUUGAUGCCAAAAGAGAAACCUCCCAUCACUGUGGUGGGGGACGUAGGAGGACGCAUCGCCAUCAUAGUGGAUGACAUCAUCGAUGACGUGGACAGUUUCGUGGCAGCGGCAGAGACGCUGAAGGAGAGAGGGGCGUACAAGAUCUUUGUCAUGGCAACGCACGGCAUCCUGUCAUCAGAAGCCCCCCGGUUCAUAGAGGAAUCUGCCAUCGAUGAGGUCGUGGUGACCAACACGAUUCCUCAUGAGCUCCAGAAGCUCCAGUGUCCAAAGAUCAAGACGGUGGACAUCAGUAUGAUCCUGUCCGAGGCCAUCCGCCGCAUCCACAACGGAGAAUCCAUGUCCUACCUUUUCCGCAACAUCGGAGUGGACGACUGAACCAAUGACCACACACACGCACACACACACACACACACACACACACACACACACACACCGUUUGCCUUGUCAGACCUCUGUAGUCCAUGAUACUCUCCACAUAUUACUGCUAAUCCUUCCCUUGAGUGCGGUUUAGCGUAGAUGACGACUGAAGUACACACACAUAAGAGUGUUCCAGGGUCUCGGGUACCCGACCACACUGACCCGCCUCCUCCACCUCCUCCACCUCCUCCACCUCCUCUGGACUCAAAGACCCUGUUGGUUUUUCUUACGUUCGUCUGUCGUUAUCGCCUCUUCGUGCGUGCAGUACUGAGUCGUGUACGUCUGAAUGUCCGUCUGAUCGCUAAAGGAGAGUCUACUGCGAGGGUGUCAGUGCCUUCAACAGGGUCAGAACUCACAACACACGGUUCCAGAUCCACAACAGAACUAAGUCCAGAUAAACCCGGCCGGAGGACGCAGGGUCCCGGCUCAUCCACCGGAGUCGUCUUGGCGCACGUGUGCGUUUGUUGGGCUCGUCCCUUUGUUGUUUUCUGUUACGUCUAAAUGUGUCGCUGAUGCUGAAUCCACCCGUCUGAGCGUUAGUGUAGAUGUCUGUGUGGUUGCCAUAGCGCGUAGCUGCUACUAAUCUGGUGUCAAAUCUACUAAUUGCUGAAACUGGAAUUUACACAGGAGUUUUUUUUCCACCAAAAUGUGUCAACCUCAUUGGAUUUUUACAGGUUUUUUGUUUUUGUUUUUUUUUGGCAGUGUACUUGUGAAAUAUAUAGGACGUGCCAUCAUGUUUUUUUGUCUUUUUCCUCUCAUGGCUUCCAGCUGAGCACUAAACCCCACAUACAAACCAGAUGUAUUUAAUGUCACUGCGGUGGAAACGUUACUAUUGAUGAAUAAUAACUGUAAUAAUCCUUGAACACUGGGGAAAUAAAGAGGCAGGAGUUAAAUUAUUUGACACCUAAUACUGAAGUAAUCGAGUAAAUUUGAUCUUUUUUUGACGAGCUAAUAUUGACUGAAGCAGGUCUUAGUCACUGUACCGGACGUUCCAAAAUGUUUUGUAUUUAUUUUCAACACUGAAUAUGAAUAAAUAAGACCAAUGAUGGUAAAGGAC